UUAAACCAAUUCAAAAGACAAGCGAAGGAGUUAUUGUUUAUUUAAAUCCAAACAUUGUCACAAAAUUUGAAGAUAUUACUGAGAAUGAUAGAAAAUUACUGACAGAUCAAUAUGAACAUUUUGAUUUUAUGAGCAUUACUAUAAAGUAUGAUAAUUGGCGUCGUGAUGAGACAUUAAAAUCAGUUCUACCAGAAGAUAUUCAAGUUCCUACAGCGUAUACUUUGGUGGGACAUAUUGUGCAGUUGAAUUUACGCGAUGUACAUUUGCCAUAUAAAACUAUUAUUGGUCAAAUAUUUCUCGACAAGACUCCAAAUGUGCGAACAGUGGUAAAUAAAAUGAAUACAAUUGAUACAACGUUUCGAUAUUUUGCUAUGGAGAUCCUGGCUGGUGAAAGAAAUACAAUAACAACCACAAAAGAACAUGGCUGUAUAUAUCAAUUUGAUUUCGCACAAGUUUAUUGGAAUUCACGUUUAUCUACUGAACAUUCAAAAAUGACAACGUUUAUGACGCAAGGUGAUGUCUUAUAUGACGUAUUUGCAGGAGUAGGACCUUUCGCUAUUCCUGCCGCGCGUAAAAAAAUUAAAGUAUUUGCUAAUGACUUGAAUCCUGAAUCUUACAAGUGGCUUCAAAAAAAUGCCACUAUUAACAAAUUAAAUAUGUCGCAACGGAUAUGUUAUCCAUGUACAGCAUCUUUGAUAACUGUGGGAGAUGAAAUUUUACGCGGGCGAAUAGUUGAUACCAACACAUUAUACUUGGCAAAAAAUUUAACCACUGCUGGAGUAAGACUACAGAAAGUCACAGUGGUUCCUGAUGUUGUAGAUGAUAUUGCUAAAGAAGUAAACAAUGCCUCAAAACAAUAUUCUGCUGUAUUCACAUCCGGUGGUGUUGGACCUACUCAUGAUGAUGUGACUUAUGAAGCUGUAGCAAAAGCUUUUGAAUUAAAAUUAGAAUUUCAUCAAGAACUAUUUGACAUAUAUAGUCAAUUGUUACCUGGCCAGCAUGAAGUAAAACGACUUGCUAUUGUUCCUAAUUCUUGUGAAAUUAUCAUUAUUAAUUCUAAAAAAAUUUCAGAAAUUUUUCCGGUAAUAAGCGUGAAAAAUGUUUAUGUACUGCCUGGUUCGCCAAAAUACUUCGAAUCUGCUGCAGAUGUAAUAAUAUCUCGACUGAGAGGAUGCGCGCCAUUACACUAUGAAUAUAUAGAUGUUGAAUGUAAGGAACUCUCAAUAGUAAAUAUUUUGGAUGAACAAUCAAAACGUUGGAAUGGCAAAGUGAAAAUUGGCAGUUAUCCGCAAUCAGAACCGCAAAUUUUUACGAGAAUUGCUUUAGAGGGAUCUGAAGAAGCAAUUGCAGAGGCAAGAGAAGAACUUUUAUACUAUCUACCGGUACAAAAGAUUAUGAAUCUAAAACACGGAUUCGGUCGUUUUCAAAUGAAUGCUAUUCUGGAAGAUAGUAAAACUGAAGCGCAUAUUAAAUACGCAUUGGAUAUAUUAAAUGAAUGCUAUAAUAGAUAUAAUUCAGAUGAAGUAUUCAUUAGUUUUAAUGGUGGUAAGGAUUGUACAGUAGUCUUGCAUUUAGCUGCUACCAUCGCCAAGUUGCGUAAUAUUUCGUCCUUAUUAUGUUUAUACGUAACUACUGAUUCCUUUCCAGAGGUGGAAACAUUUGUAGAUUCAGCUUCUCAGUAUUAUGGUGCGGAAAUAAUACGAAAACAACGACCGAUGCGAUCAGCGUUGUCUGCCUUACUGAAAGAGAGAUGCAAUUUGAAAGCAAGUCUCAUGGGGAUAAGGAAAGGUGACCCGGGUUCUGAAGAUCUACAGCCGUUUGCGCCCACUGACUCGGACUGGCCACAAUUGAUACGCGUUAAUCCAAUCUUGUAUUGGUCAUACAAUCAAGUAUGGACAUUCUUAUUAAAGCACAACAUCCCUUAUUGUUCGCUCUACGAUCAAGGAUACACGAGUAUCGGCAGCAAAAGUACCACGACGCGAAAUCCAUUGUUGAAAGAUCCUAAUAAUUCCUCGUCUUAUUUACCUGCAUAUACCUUACUUAAUAAUUCUGCCGAAAGAGAAGGUAGAAUACAAUAGAAUAAUAGAAUGUGAAUUUAAUCUAAUUUUUAGAAAUUAAUAAUAUAUUCUAUAUGCAUGCGUA
Molecule: messenger RNA, 2142 nt
Organism: Cataglyphis hispanica
Lineage: Eukaryota; Metazoa; Arthropoda; Insecta; Hymenoptera; Formicidae
Product: FAD synthase-like
Exons: 6
Coding region: 129-2078 (649 amino acids)
Biological process (GO): FAD biosynthetic process
Molecular function (GO): FMN adenylyltransferase activity
Source: RefSeq, a predicted model, not a curated record